Symbiodinium sp. CCMP2592 is the source of this 1923-nucleotide messenger RNA. Lineage: Eukaryota; Dinophyceae; Suessiales; Symbiodiniaceae. The record is from the annotation of a GenBank genome assembly.
AUGUCCUGCCUGACAUCUACCCCGACUUUUCUUGCUGUUCCAGAACUGAAGCAUGCAGACCGUCACAGUGAUGUGGAAAGCACUGUGGCGAAUGAGCACAGCGACAUUGAAAGUGUCGAGGACUCUUGCCCUUCUGAAGUCCCAUCGCCGCGCUCCAGUGGUACGGCUGACGCGUGCGAAGACGAGGAGGGCCCAUGCAACGUGGUUGUGAGGAGUACGUUCAUCGAUGUGGAUGAUGGCCGAAGCCUGAUGCAGCGCUACAGGCAGCUGCGCCGAGCGAUGACUGAUUCGCUCUUGAUGGGAGCCUUUGCUGAGGAGGAGCCGUACUACCCAGGUAGAUUCAGCGACGAACGAGCUGAGGCGCCGGAGGCUGCUAGUGAGCCUGCUGUGCCGGCAGUACCGGUGGAGCCAGCCCCGCAGCCGGCAAAAGCGACGACACAGAAGGACGCCAAGCACGCGACUGGUGAGCGCACCACCGUGAUGCUGAGGAACGUUCCAAACAAUUACAAUCGUGACAUGUUCCUGGCCAUGCUGGACGAGCAUGGCUUUGCCGGGCGCUACGACUUCGUCUACCUGCCCUGCGACUUCUACCGCCAGGCCAACCUUGGCUACGCCUUUGUGAACCUCGUGGACGACGCGGCCGUCGACGCCCUGUGGCAGACCUUCGACGGCUUCUCGGGCUGGUCCCUUCCCACGGCGAAGGUUUGCCAGGUGAGCUGGAGCGGCCCGCACCAAGGCUUCAAGGCGCGGGCGCAUGUGGAGCGCUACAGGAACAGCCCUGUGAUGCACCGAAGUGUGCCAGACGAGUACAAGCCUGUCAUCUUCAAGAACGGUGUGCGUAAGAACUUCCCACGACCCACCAAGAAGGAACUUUGUACAGACAAGGCAAGAAUGGCCCAGAGCCGUCUCUUGCCCUGCGCUGCCUUCGGGCAGCGGGCUGCCAGCGGUGAGCAGGCUGUGCUACACCUGAGCUACAAGGAACUGAAGCAUGCAGACCGUCACAGUGAUGUGGAAAGCACUGUGGCGAAUGAGCACAGCGACAUUGAAAGUGUCGAGGACUCUUGCCCUUCUGAAGUCCCAUCGCCGCGCUCCAGUGGUACGGCUGACGCGUGCGAAGACGAGGAGGGCCCAUGCAACGUGGUUGUGAGGAGUACGUUCAUCGAUGUGGAUGAUGGCCGAAGCCUGAUGCAGCGCUACAGGCAGCUGCGCCGAGCGAUGACUGAUUCGCUCUUGAUGGGAGCCUUUGCUGAGGAGGAGCCGUACUACCCAGGUAGAUUCAGCGACGAACGAGCUGAGGCGCCGGAGGCUGCUAGUGAGCCUGCUGUGCCGGCAGUACCGGUGGAGCCAGCCCCGCAGCCGGCAAAAGCGACGACACAGAAGGACGCCAAGCACGCGACUGGUGAGCGCACCACCGUGAUGCUGAGGAACGUUCCGAACAAUUACUCUCGUGACAUGUUCCUGGCCAUGCUGGACGAGCAUGGCUUUGCCGGGCGCUACGACUUCGUCUACCUGCCCUGCGACUUCUACCGCCAGGCCAACCUUGGCUACGCCUUUGUGAACCUCGUGGACGACGCGGCCGUCGACGCCCUGUGGCAGACCUUCGAGGGCUUCUCGGGCUGGUCCCUUCCCACGGCGAAGGUUUGCCAGGUGAGCUGGAGCGGCCCGCACCAAGGCUUCAAGGCGCAUGUGGAGCGCUACAGGAACAGCCCUGUGAUGCACCGAAGUGUGCCAGACGAGUACAAGCCUGUCAUCUUCAAGAACGGUGUGCGUAAGAACUUCCCACGACCCACCAAGAAGGAACUUUGUACAGACAAGGCAAGAAUGGCCCAGAGCCGUCUCUUGCCCUGCGCUGCCUUCGGGCAGCGGGCUGCCAGCGGUGAGCAGGCUGUGCUACACCUGAGCUACAAGGGACGGCGCUUGUAA